AGCAGCAGAAGCAGGUCGCCACCAUUCGCGCAUUUUGCUGCCGGAGAGUGAGCUAAGGUGACCGCAGGUGUUGGAGGGAGCGCGGGACGAGGCGAGGUGUCCUUGAGGAGAGGGUGCCGCAGGAGAAAGAGGAGGAGGUGAGCGUGGCAGCAUUUAAAAAAAGGAGACGAAGAAGAAGAAAUGGCCAAAAAGAGGUGAUGGAGCAGGAGGGAUGCUGGGUUAGUGACUGAGAAGUUCAACCGUCCACUCCUCUGAGGGAAAGCAGGUGUCUGUUGUUUCAAAAAUGGAGUCCACUCACCUCCUGAGCGGCUCCAAGAAGAGAGUCAAGAUCCACCCUCACACCGUCACAGCCAAAUAUGCCACCCACGCCCCCUACUCCCCCCAACCCGGAGUGCACACUCAUUUCCCCCAGCCUGGAGACGAAGGCUACGAUGACGCUCCGUCUUUUGAGGACUUUGGUUCCUUCCUGGAGGAGACGUCGGACAGGAAACAUCUGACCGAGUCCAAGAGGUGGCCUUUGACUCUGUUCAGCUCCAAAGACAAGGACACAACCAGCAGACCUCAGGCUGCCGGGGGAGGAGAGACAAGCGAUGGAGGAGUCAGAGCGGCAAAAGGGUCUGGGAGAGGAGUUGGGGAGCAGCUUGCAAGUUUCGGAGAGGCAUCUGUGUCUGCGUCCAGGCUAACGUGGGUUGGGUUGCUUGGUGCAGCGUUAGCUCACGGUGGUUUGAUCGUUCUGACACGUCUCGCCUCUGAACGCUUCAGCCUCGGCCCCCUGUUCCUGCUCAUGGUUCGCUCCAUCGUACAGCUCGUCUCCUUGGCCGCACCCCUGCACAGGGGGGAGAACCCUUUCGGACCAGAUGGCUAUCGUAUACGUCUGCUCUGCUACGGCAUCACCUACUCUCUCUCCCUCUGCUGCGCCUACUCUUCGUUAAGCUUCGUCUCACCUGGGAAUGGCACAACUACCUGGCGUUUAGCGACCACGGCGCUGUCAGCCAUCUUGGCCUUCCUGCUCCUAGAGGAGAGGUUAGGAUUAGCUGAUGCAAUCACUGUAGCUGCAGGACUGUGCGGUUUGGGGCUUGUGUUGCUUCCCACUGCAGACGAAAGCAACACGGAUUCACCGACUGAUCCCGUGGUGUUCUGGCGGGGGGCGUUCGGAUGGUCUCUCUCUGCUCUUGCAGGGCUGUGGAUGGCUCUUGCACUCGUCGGGUAUCGCUCCCUGAAGGAGAGAGUAGGGGUUGGCACUGCUUUGUUCACAGUCAGCUGGACGGGCUGCCUGCUCGCCCCAGCCACCUUGAUUCUCCUUCAGGAAGGCUGGUCCUGGCCUACGAGCACCCCGGCUUGGGGCGUCGUUCUAGGCCUGGCUGCCUGCUCGGUCACAGCCUUCCUGGGGAUGACGCACGCCCUCACACGUCUCCACCCGGCUCUGGUGUCCGCUUCUCAGAGCUUGGAGAUACCUGUCGCCUUGCUGCUGCACCUGGCCGUGCUCCCGGUUGCUCCGACUGCACCUGAGGUCGUCGGGAACGUGAUGGUGAUACUGAGCGUGGGCUGGCUGGUGGCGAUGAAGCUGCUUCCGUCCCGUGGUGGAGGACGCCGCCAAAGAGAGGAGUAUGAGGAGAUCUUGGACUCCCCAAUUAAAUGAAUGCCACCUCCUCCACUUCCCCUCACUCCCUUCUCAAUAAGAUUGUUUCCAGUGUACAUAAGAGACUGCUAAAUGUUUCUUGGAGCUUGAUUGAUUUUGUAUUGUCCUUUUUGCUUUUGGGAAAGUGCCAAUAUUGUCUUGUGUUGUAACAUUGUGACGUGAUAUUAAAAUCUCUCUGAAGAA
Messenger RNA from Cheilinus undulatus (humphead wrasse), 1822 nucleotides. It is a transcript of the gene slc35g2a, whose product is annotated as solute carrier family 35 member G2a. The transcript is spliced from 2 exons. The coding region runs from base 284 to 1639 and encodes 451 amino acids. Gene Ontology annotation, cellular component: membrane. The record is from RefSeq and is a predicted model, not a curated record. Lineage: Eukaryota; Metazoa; Chordata; Actinopteri; Labriformes; Labridae.